AAUUCUUUUAAUGAAAUUACUUCUUAUAUAUUAUUAUACCAAAUUUUUAAAUAAAUAGAGAUUUUCUUUUUAUAAAAAGAAAUGAUAAUAUUAAUUAUUACAUAUUAAUGUGAAAGUAUAUAAAAUGGCAUCUUCUGAAAUUGAUGAUUUAUUGUCUGGGCCUUUAGUAACAUGGUUUGCUAGUUGCUUAGAGGAUCCUAAUUCAUUAACUAGUUAUGAUGAUUUAGUGGGUGGUGUAUUAUUACACAAUGUAUUUUUGCAAAUAGAUCCAGAACCACUAUAUAAUGAAGUUAUACCUCCAGAAGGAAAUCCAUCAAUUCGCACAAAAAAUUUAAAAGUUAUUGUAGAUAAUAUGAAACAAUUUUAUGAAGAAGAAUUAGGUCACUUACUUCUAAAGUUACCAGAUACUAUAAAUUUAGGCAAAGAACCACAAUUAUAUAUUGCUGAAAUGAAAUUAUUAUUAUUAUUACUCCUUGGUUGUGCUGUUCAAUGUCCUAAUAAAGAAAAAUUUAUUACAAAUAUAAAAACAUUAAAUGUUGAUACUCAGCUUGCAAUAGUAGAAUGUAUUAAACAAGUUACAGAUCAUCAAGAUAUAGUAAUCACUCAAGAUGCAAUGGAGAAUGUAAAUAUGGGAUAUUUAUUUGCAGAAAUAAAAAAUAUGUCUCAAGAAUUAGAUUUAUAUCGUCAGAAAUGGAGAGAUACUAUUAUAAAUGAAAGUGUUGAAAGAAAUGAUUCAUCAAUUAGUGUUGAAGCUGAAGAAAUAAAUAAAGUGCAACAAUCUAAUCCUGUUAUUAAGUCAGAACGAGAAGAAAAUCAUCAUUAUGCAGUUGAAUUGGCUGAUUGGAAAUCAAAAGUUAGAAAACAACGUCAAGAAUUAGAAGAAAAAACAGAAGCAUUGUUGGAAUGUAAAGAAGAACUUGAAUAUCAUAAAAUGUUAGUAACUAAAUUAAAGCAAGAGAAUCAAGAAUUGAUGCAUGAAGCACGUACAGCAAAAUCUUAUAGAGAUGAAUUAGAUGCUGUAAUUGAAAGAGCAGAUCGUGCUGAUCGAUUGGAAUUAGAAGUAGUAAGAUAUAGAGAGAAACUUACAGAUAUAGAAUUUUAUAAAACACGUAUAGAGGAAUUACGUGAAGAUAAUAGAGUUUUGAUGGAUACUAGAGAAAUGCUUGAAGAUCAAUUAAAUUCAUCGAGAAGAAGGGCGGAUAAAGUAUUGGAACUCGAAUCUGAAAUUAUUAAAUACAAACAAUUAUUGAAUGAUAUGGCAUUGGAACGUGCGGCUGAUAAAGAAAAAUAUCAAGAAUUAGUUGAAGAAAAUACUCAAUUGCAUAAAUUAACAAAAGCUGCUGCAAAUGAAGCUGCCUUAUCUAGUUCUAUAAGUGAUUCUGAAGAACCAGCACAUGCUGAUAACAGAUUAUCUGAACAAUUAACAAAUAAUGCACAAACACGAGCUCUAAAAUUAGAAUUGGAAAACCGUCGAUUGGUUACUUUAAUAGAUUCUUUAAAAGAAAGUUCAUUUCAUGAAAAUUCAUCUCGUGUAUUAGAAUUAGAAAAAGAAAAAAAGAAAUUAUCUUUAAAAAUCGAAUCGUUAAAUGAUAAUAUUGAAAGAUUAACUCAACAAAAUUCAGACUUGGAAUUAGUAUGGAAACAAGCAUUAGAGGAAAAUAAAAAAUUACAAAAUUCAUUAAAAAAUCAGAGAGCAUCGUCUGAAAAACAACAACAAGAAUUUCAAACUCAACAUACAAAAAUGAUAGAAUUGGAAAAAAAUUAUGACAUAGCGGUGAAAGAAAAACAACGUGUUCAAUCUUUAUUAGAAAGCGUUCAAAGACGAGCGGAUGAUUUAGAACGUAGUUUAGAACUUGCGAAUCAAAAAAUUGAAGAAUUAAAAAUUAUCGAAAAUAAUAUAAAAGAAAUUAAUUCUAAAUGUCUUGAUCUUGAAUCAAAACUUGUGGCAGUAGAAAAAGAAAAAGAUGUAGCGCAACGCGAUAUUCAUCGAUAUCGAGAAACGAUAGAACGAGAUAAAUUUCAGGAUAAGGAUGUUGCAUUGGAUAAAGCAACAAAUACUAUUGAAGUUUUAGAAAGAAAAAUAACACAACUUGAACAGGAACUUCAUGAUUCUGUUACACAAAUUUCAAGGUUACAAGAAAUUGAAAGAUCUAGUAAAGAAUUAGAUUCACGAGCAGCAAUUGAUAGGGAAACGUUAGAAAUUUUACAGUCAAAUUUAGUAGCUGAAAAAUUGAAUACUCAACAACUAUGUACAGUUUUAGAAAAGCUUGGUCUCAGUGAUAAUAUGUUAUUAUCUCUUCCAUUAGAUAACAUUAUUAAAAAAAUUGCACAAAUUCCGGAGGUCAUUGAUUAUAUAUUGAAAUCAAAUAAUUCCUGUUCUAGUGAAAAAUCAGUACCUGAGUCUAUAAAUUCCGAGAACAGUGUAACUAGCAGUAUUCAUAAUACAUUAGAAGCAACAGUAGAAUCACUUAAAAAAGAACAAGAACAUUUAAAUAUGAAAUUAGUUACUGCACAAACAGCAUCAGAAAGCUUUUUAUCUGAAAAUGCGAAACUUCAAGUACAGAUCACAACAUUACAAUCUCAAAAUAAUUCUUUAACAGCACAACAUACAGCAUUGCAACUGGCAAAUUCGCAACUUGUUGCUGAAAAAGAAGAGUUAUUAAAAGAACGAAGCGCACAACAACAAGCACAUACACAACUUCUUCAUGACCAAGUUACUUUGCAAUCAUUGCAUGAACAAUUAAAUAAUGAAUAUGAAAAUUUAUUCCACGAACACGAUGCUUUGAAAUCAAAUUUACGAGAUGUAAAAAAUGAAAUUAGAAUGUUACGCGAAUCUUACGAAGGGUUAAAAGGAAGAAAUAAGAUAUUGCAAACUGAAAAAGAAUCAUUGGUCAGUGAUGCGAAAAGUUUAAAUAAUUUAAGAGGAGAACAUUCAAAACUUAAGGAUGAUUUUAGAAAUUUGUAUACUGCUACAGAAAAAUUGAAAAUGGAAUACAGAAAUUUGCAGGAAGAUUAUCGGAAAAAUAAGAUUGAAACAAAUCGAUUAAGUCUAAAAUUAACAGAAAUGCAAGGUGAACUUAGCACCAGAGAUGAAAGAUGUUCGAAUUUAGAAUUUCAAAUCAAUACAUUAAAUCAACGAUGUGAGAUGCUAUUACAUAUGAAUUCCGGCUUAGAUAAUGAUAGGCGAUCAUUAAUGGAUCAUAUUAGUUUAUUGUUUAGUCAAUAUCACGAACUCUUAACUCAUUCACUUGAAGAUAAAGAACAUUACCAUAUGGAAGAGAAAAUGUACACGUUAGUAUUUUCAGAAGGAAAAACUUAUGAAUCAGAAUCUGGUGGAAAUGAUUCCGAUGCUAGUACAGAAGAUCAUCGCAUAGCAGGAUCAGCUAGAGGUCUUGGAUCGGAUGCAUUGUCUCUUGGUCAUCCAGGAACUAGAAGAACAGUGUAUUAUACGGAUGAUUCUCCACCACCAUCAAGCACAUUACCAGAACAGGGAGACGAUAGACGUUCUAUAUUGUUAGAACAAACUUCAAGAUCGGAGGUGCAAGUAGAACCACGACCGGUUCUGAUAUAUAAUAAAGUAUCAGCAGUUAUAAAUGAAUCAAAAAAUCUUAAUAAUAGCGGAAUGAAGAAUGUAGCACAAGAGGAAACAAUGAUGGAAACGCCUGUGGAUAAAGAUUCAAAAACAGGCAAUCAAGUAUGGUACGAAUAUGGUUGUGUAUGAUUUUAUAUUAUUUGCAUGCUUCCAUUUAUUUGCGUGCUUGUUACGAAAAUUGCAUUUUUAAUAUUAUAUAAUAAUAUAAAUAGAUUAUUUAUCAUUGUAAUCCAAUGAAUGUUUUAUAUAAAUUCGUAUAAAUGUUAA
This is a messenger RNA of Apis dorsata (giant honeybee), 3859 nucleotides long. RefSeq names its product girdin (gene Girdin). Gene Ontology annotation, cellular component: centrosome; cytoplasm. The transcript has 21 exons. Gene Ontology annotation, molecular function: microtubule binding; dynein light intermediate chain binding. Gene Ontology annotation, biological process: cytoplasmic microtubule organization; cytoskeleton-dependent intracellular transport. The coding region runs from base 125 to 3721 and encodes 1198 amino acids. The record is from RefSeq and is a predicted model, not a curated record. Lineage: Eukaryota; Metazoa; Arthropoda; Insecta; Hymenoptera; Apidae.